AUGUUAUAUUACUUUAUAAAAAAGCAGUUUCGUGCCAGACAGCACCCAGAAGAAAGGGCCGACAAAGCAGAAAAGGCGAAGCAAAAGCGCCCAUGUCGGCACCAAAGGCGAAAUCAAAUCCAGGCAACCGAGUUGGAUCCUGUUCCUUUUGAUGAAUCUAGAAAUCAACAUGAUCCGACAAGCGCAAAUCUACUUUCACCCCCAGAUCCGGCCCAUGAACAAAUCCCCUCAAAUGGACCAUGUGAGAAAUGCAAAAAGGAGAAGCACGAUGCGAGGGUUUACCGUUCAAAGUUGAUUGCCGGUCUGGUAUUCCCAUAUUUUCUCGCAUCAGUCGAUUUGACUAUCGUUGCGUCUGCAAUGCCUUUCAUAGCUUCCCAUUUCACUUUCGGCCAACUAGCUGAUGUUUAUGGCCGCCAUUUUGUUCUGCAACUCGCCAUGUUCUUAAUGCUCGUUGGCAGUGUGUUCUACGCCGCGGCCCGGACUUGGGGGAUGUUACUUUUUGGCAGAGCGUUGCAGGGAACAAGCUCUGCGGGAAUCAUGAAUUUGAUUGAGAUCGUACUGGCGGAUAAUGUGUCACUGAAAGAGAAUGCGAAGAACACCACUAUUUUUCAAUUCGUAUCUGGGGUCAGUUAUGGUGUGGGCCCAGUCAUUGGAGGGUAUUUAACUGAUGCUAAUUGGCGCUACUGUUUUGUUAUAAGUAUACCAAUCGCUGUUUUUGCCCAUUUCGCAAUAUUCUUCUUACUCCGUAAGGAGCUAGUCAGGGGCACACAUCUCGCGAGAAGUUCUUCAUCCAUUUUAUCAGGACUCGCCACCAUUGACUCCGGCGGUACCGUACUGUUCAUUCUUGGAAUCGGCCUUAUCAUCUUAGGCACUAGUUGGGGAGGCGCAACGUACCCAUGGACUUCAGCCGCUGUUCUUGUUCCCUUGAUUUCUGGGUCGAUUUUAUUUUCGCUCUUUUUUGUUUAUGAGUACUACCUCGAACCGGGACGAGUACUUUCAAGGGUCUUCCCACAACAAACUCCCAUGGUUCCGUUCCCCAUGUUCAAAGUAAAGGAUACAUCGCUUCUAGCUAUUCUUGAGUUCGCUACCGGAGCAGUCGGUGUAUACUUGGCCAUGUUCGCGUGUAAUGUCUGGCCAGCGCAAACCUUCACACCGCUUAGUGCGGGUACAUUAAUCGAAACCGUGGGCGUUGCCCUUAUCACCUGGGCUGUCACCACACGCAAUAUACCUCUGGUCAAUGGAAUGAUGGCUGUCGCCGGUGCGGGGACGGGUCUUCGAUUCAUGCCCUCUUCAUUACACGCAGCUGGGAUCUGGCCAGACAAAAUUGCGCCCGCCAUGUCCAUCAUGAGAUUUUGUCUUCCCUUUGGAGGCACAUUGGCACUCGCUAUCAUGGGUAGUGUUUUCAACAACAAGAUGACUAGCAUUUUCCAUCCAAAUUCGGAGUCUCAAAAUGGUGGUAUUGACAUUCAAUCGAGCCAGAGUUUGGAUGAUAUCAGCAAGCUUCCGCUAGAGGUGCAAGAGCAUAUCCGUACUACAGGAAAAGACGCGGUUAUGUGGGCUUUUAUAUCGAUAAUGCCGAUUAUGGCGAUUAGCUUUGUUACCGGAAUCUUUCUGGGUAAUGUGUGGAUUAAAAAGAAGGGCGGAGGAAGCGAAGACCAGAUCGGGAAAGACGCUUCUACUUCUCCAGCUGACGAUGACGAAGAUAUCGAAAGUAAUGAGGUUGUGUACGUCUCGUACCUUUGGGCACGGGUAACGGGAACCUUAGACGAGAAAAAACGCAUCACCAGACCCCUUACCAAAGCCGAAAAGCAAAGACAGGCUGCAGCCUUGCUCGAAGCAAAAACAGCAGCGGGCAAAGCUCAGAGACGAACCAUCAGACGUUGA
Molecule: messenger RNA, 1884 nt
Organism: Blastomyces dermatitidis ER-3
Lineage: Eukaryota; Fungi; Ascomycota; Eurotiomycetes; Onygenales; Ajellomycetaceae
Product: MFS multidrug transporter
Exons: 7
Coding region: 1-1884 (627 amino acids)
Biological process (GO): transmembrane transport; basic amino acid transport
Cellular component (GO): fungal-type vacuole membrane
Molecular function (GO): basic amino acid transmembrane transporter activity
Source: RefSeq, a predicted model, not a curated record